Molecule: messenger RNA, 1854 nt
Organism: Lotus japonicus
Lineage: Eukaryota; Viridiplantae; Streptophyta; Magnoliopsida; Fabales; Fabaceae
Product: phospho-2-dehydro-3-deoxyheptonate aldolase 2, chloroplastic-like
Exons: 5
Coding region: 57-1541 (494 amino acids)
Biological process (GO): aromatic amino acid biosynthetic process
Molecular function (GO): 3-deoxy-7-phosphoheptulonate synthase activity
Source: RefSeq, a predicted model, not a curated record
UCUCACCCUGUCAUUCUUUCUGCUAGUUUGUUGUGGAUUGAGUGAGUAAAGAGAAAAUGGCUCUGGCCACGUCUUCAUCCCUAAUCGCCUUCAAUCUCAAACCUUCCCUUUCCACUCCUCCGCAACGACGCAGAUCCUUCGUCGUUUCAAGCUCCGCGGCGAGUGCUCCAAUUUCCACCGCUUGGAAUGUCGAGAGUUGGCGGCAGAAGAAGGCGGUGCAGCUUCCAGAGUAUCCAGAUCAAACUGAGCUUGAUCAAGUCCUCGAAACCCUCUCCACGUUCCCCCCUAUUGUCUUCGCCGGUGAAGCCAGGAGUCUCGAGGAGAAGCUCGCUCAGGCUGCCAUGGGCAACGCUUUUCUCCUCCAGGGUGGGGAUUGUGCUGAGAGCUUCAAGGAAUUCAGUGCCAAUAACAUUCGUGAUACUUUCCGUCUCAUUCUUCAAAUGGGGGUUGUUCUGAUGUUUGGUGGACAAAUGCCUAUUAUCAAGGUGGGGAGAAUGGCGGGUCAGUUUGCGAAGCCGAGAUCAGAUGCAUUUGAGGAGAAAAAUGGAGUGAAGCUGCCAAGUUACAGGGGUGACAAUGUGAAUGGUGACACAUUUGAUGCGGCAUCUAGAAUUCCUGAUCCAAAGAGGAUGAUAAGAGCCUACACCCAGUCUGUGGCUACUCUCAACCUCUUGCGGGCGUUUGCCACCGGAGGUUAUGCUGCCAUGCAGAGGGUCAACGAAUGGAAUCUUGAUUUCAUGGAGCGCAGCGAACAGGGGGAUAGGUACCGUGAAUUGGCUCAUCGGGUGGAUGAGGCUCUUGGCUUCAUGGGUGCUGCCGGGCUCACACCUGAGCAUUCGAUCAUGACUACGACAGACUUUUGGACCUCUCAUGAGUGUUUGCUUCUCCCCUAUGAACAAGCACUUACUAGGGAGGAUUCUACUUCUGGCCUUCAUUAUGAUUGCUCAGCUCACAUGGUAUGGGUUGGGGAACGUACCCGUCAACUUGAUGGUGCUCAUGUUGAAUUCUUGAGAGGAGUUGCCAAUCCACUUGGCAUCAAGGUGAGUGAUAAGAUGGUUCCUGAUGAACUGGUUAAGCUGAUAGAUAUUCUGAACCCUAAAAACAAGCCUGGAAGAAUUACAGUGAUAGUUAGAAUGGGAGCUGAGAAUAUGCGAGUGAAGCUUCCACAUCUUAUCAGGGCAGUACGCGGAGCUGGUCAAAUUGUCACUUGGGUCAGUGAUCCCAUGCAUGGGAACACCAUCAAAGCUCCAUCUGGACUUAAAACCCGUUCUUUUGAUUCAAUAAGGGCUGAGUUGAGAGCAUUCUUUGAUGUCCACGACCAAGAAGGAAGCUACCCAGGUGGGGUUCAUUUGGAAAUGACUGGGCAGAACGUGACUGAAUGUGUUGGAGGCUCAAGGGCUGUAACUUUUGAUGACUUGAGCUCGCGCUACCACACUCACUGUGAUCCAAGACUUAAUGCUUCUCAAUCUCUUGAGCUUGCAUUUGCCAUUGCAGAGAGGUUACGCAAGAGAAGGAUGAAUUCCUUGCAAUCUCUAGCCUGACUCAGAAUUUAGAGAAAGGUCUUAGCUUAGCUUUUGGAUCAGAAAUGUUAGUGUAUGAUAUAAUUUAAAUUUGCAACGAGGUAAUGAUCAAAUACCACUGAGUGUCAUCGGAACUUAAAAUAGUUGGCACAAUCAAAUUGUGCUAUAUAAGUCUUAUAAUAGCAUGUUUGGAUCAGAUUCUCCUUCAUCAUAAUCAAUUCUGGAAUUCAGAAACUACUCAAAUAAGCUUAUUUACAUAAUUGAUUCUAAAUUUAGAAUCAAUUGGAGAAGAAUUUCCAAAUAUGAACUAAGACAUUGUGUGGAUCCGUUUGUA